Molecule: messenger RNA, 1369 nt
Organism: Salvia hispanica
Lineage: Eukaryota; Viridiplantae; Streptophyta; Magnoliopsida; Lamiales; Lamiaceae
Product: Adenosylmethionine decarboxylase family protein
Biological process (GO): spermidine biosynthetic process; spermine biosynthetic process
Cellular component (GO): cytosol
Molecular function (GO): adenosylmethionine decarboxylase activity
Source: RefSeq, a predicted model, not a curated record
CUAUAUUGUUUCCCCACCGCGUCAAUUAGACGCCUUACAAGCUUUUUUUGCAAUUAGUUUAGUUUUUUUCCCGUACACUCCUUUUCUUCAUUCUUGGCCGUCUUCGUUUCUGCUCUCUAGUGGUCUGCUGCUUCUUAUUUCAAAAUGGCUUUAACUGCUUCUGCAAUAGGGUUUGAAGGUUUUGAAAAAAGACUAGAAAUCUCAUUUUUUGAACCAAGCAUCUUUGCUGAUCCUGAGGGUAAUGGGCUCCGUUCUCUUUCAAAAUCCCAAAUUGAUGAAAUUUUACAACCUGCUGAAUGCACCAUUGUUGAUUCAUUGUCAAAUGAGCAUGUGGAUUCAUAUGUCCUCUCUGAGUCCAGCCUUUUUGUUUAUCCCUAUAAGAUCAUCAUCAAAACCUGUGGGACAACGAAAUUGCUUCUGUCGAUCCCUCCCAUACUCAAGCUGGCUGGGUUCCUUUCUCUUUCUGUUCAAGAUGUGAAGUACACGCGUGGAAGCUUCAUCUUUCCUGGAGCUCAAUCAUUCCCGCAUCGUUCCUUCUCUGAGGAAGUUUCUGUCCUUGAUGGCUAUUUUGGAAAGCUUGGUUCAAGUGGAAGCAAAGCCUAUGUUAUGGGAGGCUCUGAUAAGCAACAGCAAUGGCACAUUUAUUCUGCUAGUGCCGGUCCCAGCGUAGCUGAUAAUCCUGUGUACACACUAGAGAUGUGCAUGACUGGGUUAGACAGGGAGAAAGCUGCUGUCUUCUUCAAGAAUGAGUCCAAUGUUGCAGCUGUGAUGACCAACACGUCUGGCAUAAGAAACAUCCUCCCCAAAUCACGCAUUUGUGACUUUGAGUUCGAGCCCUGCGGUUAUUCUAUGAACUCAAUUGAAGGUGAUGCUGUGUCAACCAUUCAUAUUACUCCUGAAGAUGGCUUCAGUUACGCGAGCUUUGAAGCAGCGGGCUAUGACUUGAAAAGUAUGAAUCUUGGUGCUCUGGUUGAGAGGGUCUUGGCUUGUUUCGAGCCAAAAGAGUUUUCUGUAUCUGUGCAUGCUCAAUAUGGCGCUGAGUUGUUUGAGGAGAUCUGUUUCCCGGAGUUGAAGUGUUACAAUGGUGGAGAGAGAAGCGUUGAGGAUCUGGGUGCUGGUGGUGCGAUCACUUAUCAGAAAUUCGUGAAGUCUGUAUCCUGUGGAUCUCCGAGGUCCACUCUGAAAUGUUUCAGAGAUGAAGAUGACGAAGAAGAAGAAAGGGAGUAGUUUGUGUCGUUUUUACUAUUCAAUAAAUGUUUUCAAACUAUUGUUGUUUUUGCAUUCUUUGUUUUCGUACUACUGUCUUGGUAUUCUGUUGUUUCAAUGACUGAAAUUGUUAUGGAGUAUUUUGUGGGUUUGAUUUCUUUUA